AUGGUCCUUGAGCUCCAUGUCUGGGGCCCCGCGUUCUCACUGCCCUCUAUCGAUGCGCAAUGCCUCGCAACAAUUGCCUAUUUUUCCCUGACCGUCCCCAAGGACUCAUGGGUUCUUGUCGCAAGUAGCGAUCCAACCGUCUCUCCUACACAAGAGCUCCCCGCUCUAAAGAAUGGCUCAACUUGGGUGAGCCGGUUCCGCAAUAUCGUGGAUUACCUCCGGCAAUACUCAAGUGGCGCAUGGGAUUUAGAUCGCGGUCUGAGCGUGCUCAACAGAGCAGAUAGCGUUGCCUUCUCCUCCUUCGUGGAAUCCCACGCCCAAGCCUUUAUUGACCUAUCCCUCUACGUUACCAGUCAGAACUACUACAAUAACACGUCUCCAGCGUAUGGAGCGAUUCUCCAAUGGCCGAACCAAUGGAUCCUGCCCCCGCAGCUGCACACCACGGCAAAAACUCGGACUGAGCCGUUGGGCUUAUCUUCGCUUGACCUAGAAGCGACGGAGGAACAACGCAAACGAGACCACUCGGCCGAUGUGGCAGCCGGCCGCAUCCCACAGAACUUCAUUCGCCGCCCCCGAGAGACAGUAUCUAAUCUCCUGGGCAAGACGACACGGAAGCACCAGUUCCGACUCGAGGCGUUGACAGGGGAGUUGUUCGAGCCUCUCGAGGCUAUGCUUGAUGAUAAGGAAUAUCUACUUUCUGGAGGGGGCCCAUCAAGCCUAGACUGUCUCGCGGUGGGCUAUUUGAGCCUCGCGCUGGUCCCGGAUCUGCCCCUCCCAUGGCUACGUGAUUCGAUGCAGCGGAAAGCACCGCGGUUGUCACAAUAUGUCGAGCGCACACGCCGAGAACUCUACGGAAUUGUGGAUGUCUCGGACGCCUUCAAGAGCGGUGCAGGCUCAUCGCUCCCAUGGCAGGCGCCUGAACGGAUCAGUAUCGGCAGCAUUGGAACAUCGCUGCUCACUAGCCUCGCGGACUCGACGCCAAUUCUCAAGGAGAUUCGCAUGAACAACCGAUUACGUGAGACUGCCGAAUCCUCCGAAUCCGGGCUAUCCGAUGUUGAGAGCAAGUCGUUGUCAGCUUAUGCGAGCGGGCAGAGGAAAGAUACGCUCCUCUCCGUAGCGACCGUGAUAGGUGGUGUAGCUGCAUUAAUCGGUUAUAUGGUCCACAUAGGUGCGAUCUCAGCACCCGAACCCCAGCAACACCAGGAACACGAGGAAGAACGUGGAGAGACGCCCGGACCUAUGAACGCGAACCAAUUCCUUGGUCUCGGUGGCAUGAAUGCAACAGCAUGA
This is a messenger RNA of Aspergillus puulaauensis, 1290 nucleotides long. RefSeq names its product glutathione S-transferase family protein. Lineage: Eukaryota; Fungi; Ascomycota; Eurotiomycetes; Eurotiales; Aspergillaceae. Bases 1 to 1290 code for a protein of 429 amino acids. Gene Ontology annotation, biological process: mitochondrion organization. Gene Ontology annotation, cellular component: SAM complex. The record is from RefSeq and is a predicted model, not a curated record. The transcript is spliced from 3 exons.